This is a messenger RNA of Dermacentor silvarum, 1874 nucleotides long. RefSeq lists its product as uncharacterized. NCBI's taxonomy places the organism in Eukaryota, Metazoa, Arthropoda, Arachnida, Ixodida, Ixodidae. The record is from RefSeq and is a predicted model, not a curated record. The transcript has 2 exons. Bases 285 to 953 code for a protein of 222 amino acids.
CCGCCGAAGAUGUCCCGGUUGGCUGUGCUCCCCAUUGUCCGCGCGCGCUCAUUAGCCAUGCAGGAUCUUGUCAGCCGGGUGAAUUUCCCUCUUUCUCGCGCGCCACCGUAUCCGCCAACGCUGGCGCUCUUUGGCGUGUGAUAAGUUCACUGAUCCAAGGAGAACCGCCUGGGUGUUGGCCGCGUAUAAAUGCCACAAACUCGCCUCGCUAGCGGCGGCGGCCGACAGAACGCGCGCCUAGGCCCAGUCGCAAGGGUACUCGCCUGGACACCUCCGCCGCCACGAUGGGCGCCGCCGGCCGCCUGCUGUUUUCCGCCACUGCUUGGAUCGCUGUGCUGCACUCUACAGUGGCAAUGGCGGCGAGCUACGGCCCCGUCAGCGCGGGCCCCCGAUUGGUUCCGGCCAGCGUCACGAGGAACCUGCGGAGCAGCAGCUAUACCGCUACGAGUGUCCUCCACGUAGCGGAGAGCAGCCCAUCAGAGGUCGCCGGGGUGAGCCGACGUCGCUCGGCACCACGGAACGGCGCCCCGGGAAGAAAAAGGCCCGGUGAUGACUUCGGCGUCAGCUACAUCGGCAGCCCGCCAGACUCCGAGGAGACCGGCAUCUGGGCGGACAUGGUGGUGUCCAAGCUGCGCAUGCAGGCCAAGCCGAGCCUGGGCGCCGAACCGCAGCCGGACAGGCGGCGCAGGCCGCCGGCCGCUCCUGCCAGAAAGAGGCCCGUCUACGUGCCCCGGUUCACUACGGCGGCUGGCGGCACCGCCAGCAGCAACGGCAACGUCCGCAGAAGCAGAGGCAGAGGCAGCAACAGCCGGCCGGCGCGAGCCAAGCCGCCUCGCUACAUGUAUUGGAAGACCGUUUCGUACACGCCAUUCCCGUACUACGGAUUUGGCUACGGACCGUACGGCUUUGGAUACGGCUGGAAGCCGUACGGCCCGUGGCCGAUAUACGGCUGAAAUUGAGCCGCCUGCUGCUGCUGCCCUGCUUUUCUCGCCUGUUAGUGCGGUCUCUUUCCGUGGGCAGCUUUGGGGACCCGCUCCCUCCCACACAUUUCAUCAGUUCUUCCUCUACUCAACCCGUGUGGCCAGGGACGCGUGAAAAUGAUGGACCGCACGUGCAUUAUGCUGAACUGGAGCUUCCCGUUACUUGUUGGCUCACGCUUGAAGUACAAGCGCGGGCUCCGUGUGAAUAAAUCACUACAGAGGAACCAGAUCCUUUGACAGGUAUACAUAGUCAAGGACCACCAGGAAGCAAGAAAGUGCUUUCAUGUUGAACACAAAAUAAGAUGACAGACCAUUCUAACUCCAGGAAUUCGGACGGUGACACCAAACUUUUUAAUUUUACCGUUAUUCAGCGCUUAUUCACAGAUCAUCGAACCUGAUCGACAUUUUAUUGCCCCUAAAUCUACUGUUAUGUUGCUUGCUUUUGCACCGCCAAUAUACUCCCAGCUGUUUGUUAGUAUUCACCGCAGAUACAAUAACCUUCCCGCUAUAAAAGCCCAAGUACUCGGGCUUCAGAAAAUAAGUCGUUAUUGACCUUUGCGAUAUGAUCCCAAAAUAUUCCUUAUGGUUUAUGCGCCAUCUCCACACGCUACGCAUGUGUAGUCGUCAUCGGCAAAUUUUCUCCUGUAACAAUGUGUUCGCAUAUACCUGCUGAUCUGGCUUCGAACGUGAGCGUGAACUUAUCUUUGAAUUACUGUAAAAUUCUGUUUUGACUUUAUUUUUUGCUGUUAGAUUUUUCAAUCGCUGACUUUUCCAUCGCGCAUAUCGAGUGUGCAGUUUCUGCCUCUUCAAAUUUACGUUUAACAUUCUGUUCCUUGUUACUGGCCAAUAACCCUGUUUCUUUUUCUCCACUGUGAGUUGACACUUUUUUUUUUA